UUACUUUGCAAGCUUGCUCGCCCUUUUGUCAUUAUCAUUCCUUUUCGGGCAUACUCCUGAGUUUUUCUCCUUCCAUUGAGUUCCGGUCAGUGUAACGCUAACGCUGCCUACGAUUGAUCUGGCCUGUGUAUCCCUUCAAUUGGAUCGGCGCCGGCGCCCCAUUCUUCGACGACGUUCGUGAUGGCGUCGAACCUCCCCAUCCCUAUUCCUCCGCGCACUCCGACUCCGCCCGCGGAUGACCCUGCCAGCGGCGCGUUCGAGCCAUCCUCCGCUCUCUACGAUAAAGACUCAUUGUCGCCUCUGCGGGAUACAUUCACUCCCGCCAGGAGUGCUUUGGAUGUCAAUGAUCCGACUCGUUUGAGCCCGACGCGGGCUGGCUUCAAUCUGAGUCCAGCCAAUGCUCGAUCACAAGCCGAACAGAGCGACAAUGUCUCGGCUGGACCGUUCAAUUUUCAGACAACGACGAUGGCCAAGAGCCCCGUUGUCAAGUCUAAUAUCGGACAGCGGCGCGGACACAAGUACAAGCACAGUAGUAUAUCGCAUCAGAUCUUCCUCGAGCCACCACCUCGAGCUCCCCUAGCAUUGCCCAACUCGUUGCCCAUACCCACCUUCAAGGAAUAUCGAUCUAGUAUGUCCAAAGACCAAACGACUCGGUUCUGGUGGAGCGUGUGCCACAUGUCUGUCGCAGCAUAUACGCUGUGGAGCGCGCAUGGCUCCUUGGCCAUGACGGCCUUGUCGCAUCUGAUCUUGUUCGAUUCCAUCGGAGCACUCCUCUGUGUCGCGGUGGAUAUCCUCGGUAAUUUCGAGGUGUGGAAGAGAUCCAGCGUGCGACACCCGUUCGGGCUCGAACGGGCCGAGGUGCUCGCUGGGUUCGCCAUGUGCGUGCUUCUGCUCUUCAUGGGCAUGGACCUUAUAUCGCACAACCUUCAGCAUUUCUUAGAGUCAGCUGGCCAUGAACCGCACCAUUCCCACGUCCACGAGCGUGUGUCUCUAGGACGCGUGGAUUUUACUGCUCUGCUAGCUAUCGUCUCGACGCUGGUCUCCGCAAUUGGUCUCAAGAACCACGGGCGGAUCGGCAAGGCGAUGCGCUUCGGGUACAUCGAAUCGCUGCCGUCGGUUCUCAGCAACCCGUCCCACUUCCUGACGCUCUCGUGCUCAUCUUUGCUGUUGUUGCUGCCGCUCGUCUCCAUCAAACUCUACAAGUGGCUGGACGUGCUCCUGUCUGUGACCAUCUCCAUCUCGAUGUGUAUCAUCGGAGUGCGCUUGGUCAAGACCCUGGGGUCGAUGCUUCUCAUGUCUUACUCCGGUCAAGGAGUCACCGAUGUGAUGCGCGACAUUGAAACUGAUCCUUGUGUGCAUGGGGUCGAUGAUGCUAGAUUCUGGCAGGUGCAUUACGGCCUGUGUAUGGCGAAUUUGAAGCUCCGCGUGUCCGGCCCCGAGGAGAAUCUGUCACGCCUGCGCGAACGGAUCACUAGUCUGAUCAAGAACAGACUGGGCGGAGGCUAUGGGACUGGAGGGCAGAAAUGGGAGGUAUCGUUGCAAUUUGCGUCAGAGAAGGCAUGAUCAGGUAGC
Messenger RNA from Aspergillus homomorphus CBS 101889, 1572 nucleotides. RefSeq names its product cation efflux family protein family. The record is from RefSeq and is a predicted model, not a curated record. NCBI's taxonomy places the organism in Eukaryota, Fungi, Ascomycota, Eurotiomycetes, Eurotiales, Aspergillaceae. Bases 181 to 1563 code for a protein of 460 amino acids. The transcript is spliced from 2 exons. Gene Ontology annotation, cellular component: membrane; Golgi apparatus. Gene Ontology annotation, biological process: transmembrane transport; intracellular zinc ion homeostasis; zinc ion transport. Gene Ontology annotation, molecular function: zinc ion transmembrane transporter activity.